Molecule: messenger RNA, 2070 nt
Organism: Mastomys coucha (southern multimammate mouse)
Lineage: Eukaryota; Metazoa; Chordata; Mammalia; Rodentia; Muridae
Gene: Trappc5
Product: trafficking protein particle complex 5
Exons: 2
Coding region: 160-726 (188 amino acids)
Biological process (GO): endoplasmic reticulum to Golgi vesicle-mediated transport
Cellular component (GO): TRAPPIII protein complex; TRAPPII protein complex; TRAPPI protein complex
Source: RefSeq, a predicted model, not a curated record
GCGCAUUCACAGGCCUUUUACGACGCCAUCAAGAAGUUCCGCCGAAGCUACCGCAGCACAGUUCCGGUUGAGACCUUUCCCCGCCCGAGAACCUACUCCGGCGCGCACGGGCCUCGUCUUUUUUCUGUGCGUCCCGAGCAGCGUUCCCGGGACUGCAUCAUGGAGGCGCGUUUCACACGCGGGAAGUCGGCGCUGCUAGAGCGCGCACUGGUGCGGCCCCGCACAGAGGUGAGCCUGAGUGCCUUUGCCCUUCUCUUCUCCGAGCUGGUGCAGCACUGUCAGAGCCGCGUUUUCUCAGUGGCUGAGCUUCAGGCACGCUUGGCUGCCCUGGGCCGCCAGGUGGGCGCCCGAGUCCUAGAUGCCCUGGUGGCCCGUGAGAAGGGUGCCCGGCGUGAGACCAAGGUGCUGGGUGCGUUGCUCUUCGUCAAGGGUGCAGUGUGGAAGGCACUGUUCGGCAAGGAGGCAGACAAGCUGGAGCAGGCCAAUGAUGACGCCCGCACUUUCUACAUCAUUGAGAGGGAGCCUCUCAUUAACACCUACAUCUCUGUGCCCAAGGAGAACAGCACACUGAACUGUGCCAGCUUCACAGCGGGCAUCGUGGAGGCUGUGCUCACGCACAGCGGCUUCCCAGCCAAGGUCACGGCGCACUGGCACAAGGGGACCACACUCAUGAUCAAGUUUGAAGAGGCUGUUAUUGCCCGAGAUCGGGCCCUGGAGGGACGCUGACCCCACAGGAGAUAAAGGAUGAGCAGAUCUCGUUCCCAAGCUUGUGUUGUGUCUUGUGUAGGGGCGUCACAUCUGCCCACAUCCUGAUCCUGGUCCUGAGUUCCAGACUGAGGGAGUCCAAAGGCAAGCUUGUCAGGCAUACGUGGAGAGUGAGGAAGUGGACAAUGGGCUGUCUUGGCUUUGGGCUUUCAGAUAAGGUUGGAGGCUUGGAUGUAUUGGGGAGAUAGGGCACCUCUGGAAUUACCAUUGGAGCUUGCAGUCUGGACAGGUGGGGGCAGGGAUAUGAGGUUAAGAGGGACCAGGGCCUGGCAAACCGCCAGUGCUAGAGCCCAGUUUGUAGAGUGCCCGGGUUUGAUUCCUUAUGCCACAUAGAAUGGGCAUAGUGGUGCAAAUUGUCUCAUCCCAGCACUAGGAAGGUAGAGGGAAAAAGAUAAGUUCAAGGCCAUCCUCUGCUUCUUAGCAAGUUUGAGACCAGCUCUAGCAGCACAGGACUCUUUCUUAAACAAGUAUGUGGCAGGGAACUCUUCCCUUGAAAUUCAGUUUUCCUCAAAUCUCCGUUUGUUCUAAAAAAACCAAAAGUCAGAUAGUAAAGGAGAGGGUGUGGCUGUGUGCCUAAAACGUAAAUGGAGAGUGGUUAUUCUCCCUUUAGCCAUUGGCUACUCAAAGUGGCUGUGGACUGUCAGCGUCUGCAUCGGCACCAGCAUCGACGUCAGAGUCGGCAUCGUUGUCCCACAUGCAGGAUCACUGGUCCACCCCUCGACUUCCAGGACCAGAGGUUUGCAUUCCAGCCUCUUUCUCAGAGGUCUCCCUGGGACUCUUAUUUUGAGAAACGAUGCUUCAAGGCAUCAGAGUCACCCGAAGGACCGAAAAACUCAGCUGGUCUCAAAACAAACAAAACUAGGCUUUACCCCUGCAGUCAGAUUCUCAAGUUUGGGGAUGUGCUUAAGAAUUUGUUUCUGGUACAUUCUGGAGAGCUGCUUCGUGCCCUAGGAGUCACACCGAGAACAGUGGCACACCAGCCUCUCAAAGGGGGAAGAGCCCAGAGUCAUCUGGAAACUUAAGAGAGUUUUAAGGUUAACAUUUAAAAGAUUUAUUCUGUGACAGGUUUCUGUCUGCACAGGCUGGCUUCAACCUUGCUAUCCAUUUAAGGAUGACUGAAUUCCCGGCCCUUCUGACUCCACGUGAGGUUGAGUGUUUAACUUAGUGGCUCAUCACAUUUACUAUUUUAAGCAGAGUCUGAAUUAUGUUUUCUCGGCUGACCUGGAACUCACUGUGUAGAUCAGGUUGGCCUCACAUUCAAGAGGUCUACCUCCCUAGUGCUGAGAUUAAAGUUGAGCACCACCA